AUGCUGAGCGCGAGGAUGCGUGCGCCCGCGCGAGCGACGGCGGUGGCCGCGCGGACGGCUCUGCGAGCGUGGCGCAGGCCAUCAGCGCCGCGGUGCGUGCGUGCGAUGGCGUCGCGGCCUCCGGGCGGCUCGGGGAAGGGAGACGAGGACAAGUCGUGGGAGGAGAUCGCGGAGGACGCGAGUAAAGUCGGGAAAGCAUUGUGGGGAAAACUGAAGAGUGGUGUGGAGAGAGCUAUCGCCAAGGCCGGCGAUGUGCCCCCGGCGAGCAAGAGCCGCAAGACCGAGCAAGCGGAGAUCUACCAGGAGCCCAAGGCCCGCGACAACGUGCCAUCGGGGAAAGACCUUGCACAGACGUUCGGCGGGGGGCUGCUGGGACGCGCCCUGGGCGGUAUGGUCAGCAACGCGCUCGGCAGCCUCGCGGACGCCGUGGAGAAGGCCCAGGAGGAGACGCGCGACGCGUACGCUGCAGCUGCCGCUGCCAUCAUGGCCGACCGCGGCGUGCGCGGGGCGCUCGGCGAGCCCCUCGAGGUCACUCCGCCGAUGUCGCAGUCCUCUUCGACGUCGAUCAUAAACGGCGUCCGCAGCAAGAACAUCUCUUUGAUAAUGAUCGUCUCUGGGCCGCGCGGGAGGGGCCAGGCGAGCGUGCAGGCGGUGGAGUCGUCGCAGGGGCCCCGGAAGCUGGACGUGGCCGUACAGACUGCGGACGGGCGCGUAAUCAAGGUGGACACGAGCCGCGGGGGGCGUGGUGGGCGCAGGGUGGACGACGAUGACGACGAGGUGGUCGUGGAGGCGGAGUGGACGGACGCGCGGGGGGGGAAGUGA
Pedinophyceae sp. YPF-701 is the source of this 822-nucleotide messenger RNA. NCBI's taxonomy places the organism in Eukaryota, Viridiplantae, Chlorophyta, Pedinophyceae. The record is from the annotation of a GenBank genome assembly.